AUGAGCAAAACAGUGAAAGAUACCAAGUUUUAUGAUUUAUUGGGUGUUCAACCUGAUGCCACUGAGGCAGAAUUGAAGAAGGCUUAUCGUAAGAUGGCUCUUAAGUAUCAUCCUGAUAAAAAUCCAGGAUCGGAAAAUGAAGAGAAGUUCAAGUCAAUAGCUCAAGCAUAUGAAGUAUUAUCUAAUGAGAAGACAAGAGAACUUUACGAUAAAGGAGGUGAAGAAGCUCUCAAAGAAGGUGGCGGAGGUGGACACUCAGCAAUGGAUAUAUUUGAUAUUGUGUUUGGUAUGGGAAGAGAUAAACGCUCACGAGAGAAGAGAACUAAAGACAUGAUGUAUCAACUUAGAGUAUCACUUGAUGAGAUGUACAAUGGAAGCAAAAGAAAACUGGCUAUCCAAAGAAAUGUUAUUUGUUCUGCUUGCCAAGGAAAAGGAGGCAAAGAGGGUGCUGUCAGAACGUGUACUGUGUGUGAUGGACAAGGAACUAGAGACAAAUGUAAAGAGUGCUAUGGACAUAAAGUAGUCAGUGAUAAGAAGAUAUUAGAGGUACAUGUUGAUAAAGGCAUGAAAGAUGGAGACAAAGUCACAUUUAGAGGAGAAUCAACUCAGCAACCUGGUUAUGAGACUGGAGAUGUUCUUAUAUUCUUGGAAGAGAGUGAGCAUCAUCUUUUUAAACGGAAGGACACCGAUCUCUUUAUGACACUAGAUGUCAAUUUAGCUGAAGCACUGACGGGUUGUAAGAAGAUCAUCACAACAUUGGAUGAUAGAAAGCUUGUAGUUCAGACUUUACCUGGAGAAGUCAUCAAACAUGGUGAUGUAAAGGUGGUACUCAAUGAAGGUAUGCCUCAAUAUAGGAACCCAUUUGAUAAAGGACGACUUGUCAUAAAAUUUAAUGAUGAGAGUGAUGGCCAUAUGGGAGGUGCUCGAACAGUACAAUGUCAGACUCAGUAG
Molecule: messenger RNA, 951 nt
Organism: Gigantopelta aegis
Lineage: Eukaryota; Metazoa; Mollusca; Gastropoda; Neomphalida; Peltospiridae
Product: dnaJ homolog subfamily A member 1-like
Biological process (GO): protein refolding
Cellular component (GO): cytosol; cytoplasm
Molecular function (GO): Hsp70 protein binding
Source: RefSeq, a predicted model, not a curated record